Messenger RNA from Microthlaspi erraticum, 1401 nucleotides. Lineage: Eukaryota; Viridiplantae; Streptophyta; Magnoliopsida; Brassicales; Brassicaceae. The record is from the annotation of a GenBank genome assembly.
AUGAUGAUGAAUCCGAAAAGGGAGACAAGAAAGCUUUUUCCAGGUGUUUACCUCUUCUUCUUCUUCUCUGUGCUCGUCCUCUGUGCUCGCUUUCAACUCUCAGAAGCUACCAAAGAGUCCACGAAGCGGCAAGUGAAGUUGCAGAAUCUUCGGCUUAGCUCUUCCGUUGUGUUCCCCGUCUCCGGGAACGUUUAUCCUCUUGGGUACUACUAUGUGUUGCUUAACAUAGGAAACCCACCAAAGCUCUUUGACUUGGACAUUGACACUGGAAGCGAUCUCACUUGGGUUCAAUGUGAUGCACCUUGCAACGGUUGCACAAAGUCUCGUGCUAAUCAGUACAAGCCAGAUCACAACACUUUGCCUUGUUCACAUCUCCUGUGCUCUGGCCUCGACCUUCCUCAGAGCAGGCCUUGUGAUGACCCUGAGGAUCAGUGUGACUAUGAGAUUGGGUAUUCGGAUCAUGCAUCAUCUAUUGGUGCUCUUGUAACUGAUGAGUUUCCUCUAAGACUCGCCAAUGGCUCCACUAUGCAUCCUCAUUUGACAUUUGGAUGUGGGUAUGAUCAGCAGAAUCCUGGUCCACACCCUCCUCCUCCAACAGCGGGAAUCCUUGGCCUUGGAAGAGGGAAAGUAAGCAUCUCAUCACAGCUUAGUUCCAUGAAGGUGACGAAGAAUGUGAUUGUGCAUUGCUUAAGUCAUGAUGGUAAAGGCUUUCUCUCUAUUGGAGAUGAGCUUGUUCCUUCUUCUGGAGUUACAUGGACUUCACUGGCUCUUAAUUCACCUAGUAAAAACUACAUUACUGGACCAGCAGAGCUUCUCUUCAACGACAAGAGCACAGGUGUCAAAGGCAUGAACGUAGUUUUCGAUAGUGGAAGCUCCUACACUUACUACAAUGCUGAAGCAUACCAAGCGAUUCUCAAACUUAUAAGAAAAGACUUGAAUGGGAAGUCUUUGAAGGAGACGAAAGAUGAUACCAGCUUACCGGUGUGUUGGAAAGGCAAAAAAACUCUGAAAUCACUUGAUGAUGUCAAGACAUACUUCAAGACGAUUACUUUACGAUUUGGGAAUCAAAAGAAUGGUCCGAUAUUUGAGGUUCCACCUGAAUCAUACCUCAUCAUCACUGAAAAAGGAAAUGUGUGUUUGGGUAUCCUGAACGGAACUGAAGUCGGGAUCGAGAACUACAAUAUCAUUGGAGACAUAUUCUUCCAAGGGAUAAUGGUGAUCUACGACAAUGAGAAGCAGAGGAUUGGAUGGAUUUCUACAGACUGUGACAAGCUUCCCAAUGUGAAAGAAGACUUGGCGGAGGAGGAGGCAUAUCCAAGAGGGUUUGGUUUGAUAGGAGAGCUUUUCUCAGGAACUGAUUCUUCUAAGAACAAGAACUUGGCCUCAGAUGGAGAGCUUUGA